GCACUCCGUCCAGGCUGGUCGAAGAAGUUCAAAUAUUUACUUUGCACCUUGUGGCUUGUUCGAUACGUGAGUUUUUUGUGCUUGUGAUCGGUGUUUGUUGACUGACGCAUCAGGAGACCUUGGAGGGUGCUGCAGUGAAACGAUGAGAGAUUCCACUGAGCCUUCAUAACCGACAGAAUCCUCGUGGCUUAAUUAACGGAAUUAGAGUGUUCCUUUGUCGCGAUAUAAUUAAUCGGGUAAGUGUGCAGCUCUGUUACUGAUUGUGUGUGUGUAUGUGAGUAUCCCAGCAAGCCCGGUUCUCCUUGGAAUACUCUCAUUAGAGAAUCAAUCGUACACAUCGAUUCGAAGAUAUAUCAAAGUGGAACUGAAGUUUGUUAGUCGGCUCGUCUACCCUCUACGUGUUCUGUGUUCUUGUGUCUGUGUUCUGUGUUUCAAGCUGACGUAUUAUGCCGGAAAGCGCAUCUAUCUGCGAGAGCUCCGUGUUGCAAAGACUCCACCGCGAUUAUCAGGGCCAAGAACAUGCCAGAGGAAUUUCUUAAGGCAUUGGCGGGCAUACAGUAUAUGGGCACUUUCGCUGUUCUUAACUUCGACCAGUUGGCUCAGUCUCAACUCGUUCAAGCUCAAGUAGACCAUAUGAAGAGAACUCCAAGGGGAAAAGCUAUUCUACUAGUCGUUUCUUUGGCUGGAAUAAAAGUAUGCAGUCCAGACAGCAAGGUGGUGUAUAUGGCUCAUGCUCUGAGGAGAAUUUCCUACGCAACCUGUGAUCCGCAACGACGUUUAUUCUGCUUCUUAGCUCGAGAGCCACGGGGACAUUUUUCUCUCCAAUACUGUCACUCAUUUCUGACAACGUCUUCCGAACAGGCUGAAGAGCUGAACACAAUAGUGGGAAAUGCCUUCAGGAUGGCUUACGCCGCGCAGUUACAGAAGCAGCCAAGUUUUCAAGAUGUGAUAUCUCAGCAGUUGGAACAGAGUCAGACUGAUAAAGUUGUUUGGACGAAAGACUUCUCCGCCGCCUUAUCCCAAGACAUGCAACACCAGAACAGCAGCAGUCAGCCGAACGAAAUGGAUGUCCCAAUGUCGGAUACCGCAACCCUUAGAAUAUCACCCCCUAGUUCGAUACCGGGACUGAAGCCACACUUACACCGGUAUAACGUUUUGGGACCUAGUGAAAAAAGUGUGUCUACCCAAAGUACACCGAACAGUGAGGAAAGUAAUUCGCCAACGGAGAUGAACUCCUACAAGAAGAUGGUGGAGAAACCGCCCUUGAUCAAGAGGAUAGCUAUGGGGUUGACGGGAACCUUGAGCAGCGUUGACGAUGAUAACUGCCCUCUAGUGUCGGAUAAUAAUUCUAAUGCCAGUACUCCAGGUAGUCCCACGAAUCGUCCAUUAUCUGGAGGAUACGUCAACGAGUCGACCGACGCCGAUAAUAAGAACAUCCAUAUCAAAACCACAGUAGAGAACGUAAGAAACGACAAAGAAAUACACAAACAUCUGGAAAUGAUGGACAACUGCAGGCUGUUACAAGGUUCUCCGGCCUCCUUGGAUCACGAUUAUAAGACCAGGAGGUUUUUCCUGCACAGUUCAAGCAGUUCCAGCUCUUGCACGCAGAUAACUGAAAACGGGACACUGCUGAACUUCAUGCCUGUAGUGCCACCACCACCUGAAAGGACAGAUUCCCUGAACAAUAAGGAACAGGAAGAAUUGAGAAUGGCACCGUGGUUCCAGGCUGGUAUACCGAGGGAGAUAGCGCUCGAGAUACUAGCUCAAGAACCGAUUGGAGCAUUUAUGGUUAGAGAAAGUACAAGCAAGCCUGGUUGCUUUGCUCUUUCUCUGAGGGUGCCAAGAAAUUUUCAGCCAACUGGAAUUGCUCAUUAUCUAAUCGUUAGGACUAAUAAAGGUUAUAAAAUACAGGGUUUCACGAAAGAAUUCACCACCCUCACUUCCCUCAUCACCCACCAUUCAGUCAUGCCUGAACUUCUACCCUGUCCGCUGUCGCUGAACCGGUACAAUCCCAGUUUCGCCAAGCAGGAUUCAAAGAAAGACUUCGCCGAUAUCGAUCUGGACCCCGAUUACAACACUUUGGCUGAUUUCAGGAAAAUGAUGGCCGAUUUGAAUGUGUGAGAUUCGGUGACGAACAUUUCAAGUGAUGGUAGCUCGGUUACUUAUUAUUUCUUUACGUGAACUAGUCGUACCCCAGUAUCGAUAAUAGGGGUGAUCCGAAUUACUCGAUUACAUUACCUCCAAGUUGUUUUCAUUUCGAGGAAAACUGACUUUGUGAAUCCGUGGAGCUUCCAUCGAAAAAAUUAGUAUAACGUGCGAGUAAAAUGGAAAGCUGUAGGAGUAAUUGUUCACCCUUUUAAAGACGCAAUGCCUGUGUUUCUUGUGAUAUACCUUCAAAAGAUAAAAGUGUUCUGAUAGGUGUAAAAAUUGUUGUGGAAAUGGACCGAUGAUCCUAAACUUUUAUAAUUUUUGUUACUGAUAUUCGAAACAAUGGUUGUUAUUUAACCCCUUAACGUUAAUCCUUAAGUUUCAAUUUUCCCAAUCACAAAAAAGCUUAAGCUACUUACAAGUGUUAGUUGGUAAAGGAAAAUGCAAUGCUUUACGAUUUGUCUAGUUUCAGUGAUUUUUUGGACCAAUGAAUAUAUUAUUUGUAUAUUGUAAAUAGUAAAUAACCUAGUCUCCAGAAAAAUUAUAUACAUACUUACAUUAUUGUAACUGAUGAAAAUAUAGAAAUUGAUGACAUUAACUAUCAACUAUUGAAAUAUUAAUGGCUUGAAAAAUGCUCAUGAAUUGCAUUAUUUAUUAUCAGAUAUGUUUCUUUCAAUCCAUUUUUUCACGACGUUGUUGUUUAUGAGUAUUUCAUACUUAGAAUUCAUGAUAGUGUUAAAUGAGAUACCUAUCAUUUAGAGUUGUUACUUCUGGCAGUCUUUUUAUAUUCAACAAUGUCAGUAAAUGUGAAGUAAUUAAUCUUUUUUUUUUCAAUAUUUACCUACUCAUACAUGUGAUUGAUUGUUUCCAUAGUUCGCUGUGAAAUAAUUAUAUUGGUAUGGGAAUCUUCAAAAGAGAAAUUUUUGUCAAUGGUUCAACAAUAAAAGAAGUGUUAUUAUACCCUUAAACAUUUACUGACUGUUUAUAAUCGUUCCAACCUAAUAUGUAAUAUAAAACUAUAAAAGUAUUUAUUUCCUAUGAAUAAAUAUAAUUUUUUAUUCACCUUAA
Molecule: messenger RNA, 3216 nt
Organism: Coccinella septempunctata (seven-spotted ladybird)
Lineage: Eukaryota; Metazoa; Arthropoda; Insecta; Coleoptera; Coccinellidae
Exons: 9
Coding region: 520-2121 (533 amino acids)
Source: RefSeq, a predicted model, not a curated record